AAAGUUCUGCUUCCCAAAACCUAAGAAGGAAAAAAGGGUUUUCUCUCUACACUUUGUAGAGAUAAAGAGCAGUAUCUGUGUAAACCAAGCAACCAUCUCUUUUCAUUCAUAAUUCGAUCCUUUUUGGAGGAGAGCGUUGCGUGUUCAUGCGCGCUUAUUAUAAAGGUGGCGGACCGUCGGAGCACAGGCAAGUACGUGGACUAUCCUCCCGCAGGCGAUGAGGAGGAGGAGGAGGAGGAGGAGGAGGAGCAACAACAACGACCCCCGGCGCAGCACCGACUUCCGAACCAGCAGCCAAUGGACGAGGCGGUCAUGCCGAUGUACUCGGCGUAUGGUCGCCCUGGAGAGAUGUCGGCAAUAGUUUCGGCUCUGACACAUGUCGUCUCGGGGACGAGAGGCAGUCAACUCGGAGGAGCGUACAGUUCGGCUUCAGCCGGGAGCUCAUCACGGCUUCCAUGGAACUAUAUCGGGCAAAAGAGAGAACGUGAUGAAGCAGGAAGUUCAUCGCAGUUUUUGGCCGAGCCACCUUCAAGUCAAAGAGAUUACUACGGGAUCUAUGGCGGUAGUGUUGCAUUAAGAGAGCCAUCUACCAUUUCUGCUUCCUUUGCUGGACUACAAGCAACGGCUGUGGCCGCCACCUCCACCGUCCCGCCAGCACCUUCUGGGGCAGGCGUGCCGCCCAUCGAAGGUGGAGAGAGGAGGAGGAGAUACAGGGGAGUGAGGCAGAGGCCGUGGGGGAAAUGGGCGGCCGAGAUCCGCGACCCGCAAAAAGCCGCAAGGGUCUGGUUAGGGACCUUCGACACAGCGGAAGACGCAGCCCGGGCCUACGACGCCGCCGCCCUCCGGUUCCGCGGCAACCGUGCCAAGCUCAACUUCCCCGAAAACGUCAGGAUCAUCCCGCCCAAUGUCCCGAAUUACAGCUCCACUGCCACCGCCACGACCCUCUCCGCCGGCUCCGCUCCUCCGGCCACGGCGGCAGCGGGUCAGCUAGCUCCUCCGUCUGUGGGGGUGGUCCCGCUAUAUCCGGGGGGAGGAGCCGAAGGCGUCAAUGUGAGAGAUUACUGGGACUACUCUCAGCUUCUUCAAGGGCAUCAUCAACCAGCGAGUUUGGUGGAGCAAAUGAUGUAUUCGUCGCAGAUGGCUUCUUUAGAGUCCUCGUUAUCAUUGCCCUCUCCGUCUCCGCCGCCGCCUUUUCCAUCAUCAGAUUUUUAUGGGUCUUCGUCAUCAUCUGGUUUUGUUGGUCCUUCUUCGUUUUCUUCUUCAUUUCCUCUGUUUUUCCCUCAACAGCCCCAAUUAGGAUACUUCCGGCCACCCCCGCCGCCGCCGCCGCUGCCCCCAAACAACCAGGGAAGCGGUGGGGAAGACUUUGAGCCGCCACCAUCAUCGGAUUCAAGUCAUUACCCUUCAUCAACCAGUUGAAAUUUAGCUCUCUUUCGUUUUUUUUUUUUUUUUUUCCUUAUUAGAAUCAUUCUUUUUUGGGGGAGUAAUGGUUUUCAGAGCAUUGUUUUGCACUAUUUUGGGACGAGGAUGAUUUUUUGUACCAUGUACACUACUUUUACAUGCAACACUUCUUUCGUCUUUUGUAUUUGUUUCAGCUAGUGUUCUCUUUUCUUGUUCUUACAAUACAUCGUGCUUUUUUGGUCUUGCUCAA
Molecule: messenger RNA, 1651 nt
Organism: Rhodamnia argentea
Lineage: Eukaryota; Viridiplantae; Streptophyta; Magnoliopsida; Myrtales; Myrtaceae
Product: ethylene-responsive transcription factor ERF110-like
Exons: 2
Coding region: 298-1419 (373 amino acids)
Biological process (GO): ethylene-activated signaling pathway; regulation of DNA-templated transcription
Molecular function (GO): DNA-binding transcription factor activity; DNA binding
Source: RefSeq, a predicted model, not a curated record